AUGACAACCUCAAAGGUAUUGCCCUUGAGUUUAGGUUUUCUAGCAUUGGCAAGUGAAACUGUCAUGCUUACCUUUAACAUCAUCUUUUCAGUCACCAUUUCGAAACAUCAUACGCCAAACAAAGCAAGCGUAUUAUCUUACGUCGCGUCUGGUCUUGGAGCUGUCACAGAAGCAUUACUUGUGCUACUGGUUAUCAGACAAAUCAGGUACCAAAACCACAUUCAAGACCGUGGAAAUGGACGGCUACGAAUAUAUCUUUUUGCCGGACUCACCUCCAUAUUUACUAUAUUAUCGGCGAUAGCCACAGCACUAUCAUUGUGCUUUAUGAGACAGGACUUGUCUUUGCUUCCAACGAAGAUUCUCUCCUCCCAAGCGCAAUCGAUGACGGUGGGCGGAUUCAUCAUCUGGGCGAUAUCCUUGGCUUCACAAGCUAUAUUUCUCAUUUGUUUAGUGGUCAUUCAAAGGAAAGACUUUCAUCAACAGAUUCAACCAUAUAUCACCGAAUCAGAAAGACACACCUCGUCAGAAAUGCAGCAACGAUCACAACCUCAAAGCAUGCAUGAAGGAUACGAUUAUGAGAGAAACAGCUCAUUAGAAAAGACUCAAUGGUCAAUUGGUAGCAGAUCCCGCUCGGGAUCAGAUCCAAAGCGAUCGAUAGGCUCGAUUAGAUCGUCAAUUUCUAAUGUUGUACGCCCAAUCACUUCGAAGACUCGACUUAUCCAUUCCAAAAGUCAAUGCAGUAAUAAUUUUCGAGCACCUUCUAUUGAUUCGGCUCAGCGCGAAACAAUUGUAUCCAUCGAGGACGACUUUGAUUCAUGGAAUACAUCCGGUGUAGAUGCACAAUCUAGACAAGUUAUCGAAUCAGCUUCACCUAGCCCUCCAAGAUUUCUCGAAACAAUUCCUGCUAGUCCGACUGGCAGUAGAAGUCCUAGUCCAGGUUUCCCGUUAGAUCUUGAACCACCAAGGCCAGCAAGAAAUGGAAGUUACAGUCCAGCCGGGAGUAUCAGGAGUGGAAAGUCUGUCUAUCGAGCGAGGACAGGGGCGAUGAGUCCUGACAAUACAAAUGAAGAAAACAUUCAUCCUUUAUUUAGAUCCGACUCUCCUAGUCCAGCACCAGCGGCAACCGCCGAAACAAUGAUAACGGCUGCUCCGGGCGCUGGAUCAAUUACCUUAUCAGAUGUUCACAGUAUUCGUUCAAUAAAUCGAUUAAGAAGCGAAAGUCUACCUCCACUCAUGCAUAAUGCCAGUCUGGAUAGCAUCCGACGAGCAAUCGAGGAGGAGGACAUGGAAAUAUCCCUAGAAGUUGAAGGCGAACGUAGCCUAACACCACCCAUACCGGAAUGGAUAUUAGGAGCUGGACCACGAUCCAGCAUGUCCGAGUACAAUCGCAAAAAAGGCACAUCUCUGAACAAGAUAUGA
Molecule: messenger RNA, 1419 nt
Organism: Sclerotinia sclerotiorum 1980 UF-70
Lineage: Eukaryota; Fungi; Ascomycota; Leotiomycetes; Helotiales; Sclerotiniaceae
Exons: 1
Coding region: 1-1419 (472 amino acids)
Source: RefSeq, a predicted model, not a curated record